CAUUCAUCUGUGUAUGUGUGUGUGGCCGUAGUAAGGCAUGCGCAGUAAAGACGACUAAAACGGACGGGAUUCAAAGUUUCUGACGAGCCCCUAAAGAUGUUCGGAUUUCACAAAUCCAAGAUUUACCGCAGUAACGACGGCUGCUGUAUCUGCAAAACCAAGUCGUCAAGUUCUCGGUUCACUGACAGCAGCAGAUAUGAGGAGAACUUCAGACUCUGCUUCGGUCUGUCAGAGGAUCGAGUCGGAGACAUCUGCAAUGCUUGUGUGCUCCUGGUAAAACGCUGGAAGAAGUUACCGCAUGGAUCAAAGAAGAACUGGAACCAUGUGGUAGAUGCAAGAGCAGGACCUGGCUUCAAGCUGACCAAACCCAAGAAAGUGAAAAACAUUGAUGGAAAGAAGAAAAAUUCCGAUGCCCACAGCACCACAUCCAGUAUGUCUCCCUCUCAGUCUCCCAGUCACAGUAAUCAAUCUGAUGACGGCUCAGACAUUGAGACCAAACAGAGACGUCCAACGCCAUCUGGCUUCUCAUUCCUCGACCUGUCCUACUGGAAGAGGCAAAAGGUGUGCUGUGGGAUCGUCUACAAGGGCCGUUUCGGUGAGGUGAUCAUCGAUCCUCGUCUCUUCAAGCCCUGCUGUAACAAAAAGCGCCCCGCUCUGCCAACCUCCUCAGUCUCUCAGACGCUUCCAGAGGAUCUGAAGGAGGCCUGGUGAUCCGUCUCGUUGAGGCCCUCAUAGCUUUUUUGUCUCCAGUGGUAGACUCCGAUAUCUCCCCUAUGUUAGAUGACUUGUGUAUGAGUUCAGUCCCCCCCCACCACCCUUGCUUUUUGUAUUUUUUUAUGAACUUUUGUACAAUUUUUGUAUCUUUUUUUUAUAUAAUGGAAAAAAGGAGAAUAAUUUGGGCAUUAGGACAUAUUUAUAGGUCUCAGUUAGGACAAUUUAAUGUAAUCCUUUUUUAUCAUUACUGUAAAAUAUAUAUUUUUUUCCAUUUUGUUUUUGGAGUUACCAGUGUUUCUGUAAAUAUAAUCUUAUUUUCCAUACCAGUGCACCAAAAGACUUCUAUUUGGCAUUUAGUUUCACGGGUUACAGAUGAAUGAUGUGUAAAAAAAAAAGUGCUGUAUCUAACAUUAUAGCCAAGGCAUUAAUGAGAUGGGUGUACUUUUAAAGCAAAUACAAUAUUUUACUCCGUUUUGCAGUCUGAUUGAACUGUUGUCUAUCAUCAUCACACACGCAUACAUUUACCAAUAUGAAUUGUUUGACUUGGGCACAAUAUUCACAAUGUGAAUUCACCUCAGCUUUGGGUCUGUAAUAUGGACAUAUGCUUACGAAAUCUCCUCUUUCUGGUUUGGCAUAAAAGAUGUUUCUCGAUGUUUAAAAGAAACGGUUACGGGUCUGUAAAUCUUUAAAAAUAACCAAGAUGCAAAGCUACAUUAUCUCAGAGUAUUUAAACGGUUAUCAUUAUACACAAUAGCUUAUGAAAGCAUGCAUAAUGUAUUUGUUGGCAUGAUCAGUUUUCUGACUGUUGGUGGUGUUUGUGUUUUCUUUUGUUGUUGGAUGAGUGUUAUAAUAUUGCGUAAUAGCAGACAAUACUGAAUUUCCGACCAGGCUUUACACUGUGUUUUUUACCGCAUUUUUAAUUUUGUGUUUUUAAUAUGUACACUAAAGGUAUAAUCCAAGAUGAAAUUGUACAGUCUUUCAGCCUUGAUGUAUUGACUGCAGCCUUUUAUGUGUUCUUUUGUCUUUGGAUUGAUAUGUUUUAUAUGACAAAAUAGCCUUUUGUUUAAAGAAGCAAAAAAAAUGGUGUUUGGCAGGACUGUGGAGUUUUAAUUGGAUUAGAAGGUUAACAUUUUUGUUUGUUUUUCAGUGUAUUAUUUGAAUGAAUGUUUGUUUUUAUUCACCAGCAAUACUUUGAGUCCGCUUUACUGUCGACUCAACGCUCUUGUUGUUAAAAUGCAUGAGGGCAAAUACAAGAUGUCGAUGAAAUUUCAGGGAAAAUGUUUUUUUUAACUAUUAAUAACGGCACAUGCUCUGUCGGCGUGCCUUACCAGAGAUUUAGCUGGUCAUUUCAUUGCGUUAAUUUGUCAUUUUUAACUUAUGCUAUUUAUUCAAAGCUGUCUGUACUAUUAAUGCUGUAAAGAAGUUUUUGUGCACUUUCUUUUUUUAUACGUUUCUUUUUUUUUUUAAUAUUACCAUUGAUCAAAUUUUGUAUCGCAAUUUUCCUCACGUUGGUAUUUUCAUAAAAUUUUUUAAAAGAA
Messenger RNA from Danio rerio (zebrafish), 2252 nucleotides. It is a transcript of the gene sinhcafl, whose product is annotated as SIN3-HDAC complex associated factor, like. The record is from RefSeq and is marked validated. Lineage: Eukaryota; Metazoa; Chordata; Actinopteri; Cypriniformes; Danionidae.